ACUUUCCAGAGCAGAAAGGUUUUUUAUUUUUUAUUUUUCCAGUCGAAAAGGGUGAAGAAGGAGAAGGGGAAGAGGAAUGGCGAACCCUCCAAAGCCAUGGAAAGCAGAGUAUGCGAAGUCGUCGAGAUCGUCUUGCAAGACUUGCAAGAGUCUCAUUGAGAAGGAAACUCUCAGGCUUGGCAAGAUGGUCCAAGCCACCCAAUUUGAUGGUUUCAUGCCAAUGUGGAAUCAUGGUGCUUGCAUUCUGAGGAAGGCGAAUCAGAUAAAACAGGCUGAUGACGUUGAAGGGUUAGAAUCGCUUCGUUGGGAAGAUCAACAAAACAUCAGGAAAUAUGUAGAGGGUUCUGUGCAGUCCGGUUCUGCUGCUCCCACUCCUGUAGAGUGCGGCAUUGAAGUUUCACAGACUUCUCGUGCUACUUGUCGCUGCUGCAACGAAAAGAUUGGAAAGGGAGAGAUUCGCAUAUCAACUAAGCCUGAAGGUCAAGGUGCUAGAAGCUUAUCCUGGAAUCAUGCUGUGUGUUAUAUUGAAAAGUCACAAGUUUCUCAAUUGGAGAAAUUUUCUGGAUGGGAUAGCCUUUCGGAUUCUGAGCGUGCUCAAGUUCUUUCUCUAGUUAAGAAAGACCCCAAAGCUGAGCAGGAAGAGAAAAAAAAGGCGUCGCAAGAAUCAUCCAAAGGUGGUACGAAGAGGAAACAGGCCCUUGAAAGUGAUCAGAAAUCGAAAAUUACUAAAGCUGGAGCGAAUACUUCUUCAAAUAAGACAUCGUCUUCUAGUAUUAAUAAAAACUCGAAAGAUGGAGCUGAUACUUCUGUGCUAGAAAGCCAACUUGAGGCGCAAAGUAAGGCUCUAUGGGCCCUCAAAGAUGAUCUGAAGAAGCAUGUGACUACAUCAGAGUUAAGAGAGAUGCUUGAAGCCAACGAGCAGGAGUCACGAGGUUCAGAACUUGAUUUGAGGGAACGCUGUGCUGAUGGAAUGUACUUUGGAGCUCCUGAAAAAUGCCCCAUGUGCUCUGGUUUGCUCCAUUAUUCCUCAAGCACGUAUAAAUGUUCUGGAUUUUUAUCCGAGUGGACCAAGUGCUCAUAUUCCACGACUAAACCUCCACGUAUUAAGGGGAAGUGGAAAAUCCCUGCUGAAACAAAAAAUGAUUAUCUUCUUAAGUGGUUCAAGUCACAGAAGGCGAAAAAACCCGAACGGGUAUUUCCUCCACAAUCUCCUUUCCCAGGCAGUCAGGCUGCGAAUUCUAGCCAAUCAGCCAAAGUAGAGAAAAUUGAAUCUUUAAGAGUUGCAAUGGCUGGAGUACCCAAUGAGUCAAUGGUGGAAUGGAAGAAAAAGAUCGAGGAAGCAGGAGGACAAGUGGAUGCAAAGUUAAAGAAAGAAACCAACUGCUUAGUUGUGAGUGGUGUGUUGGACGACGUAACUGCAGAGAUAAAGAAAGCCAGGAGGAUGAAAAUACCUGUAGUGCGAGAAGAUUAUUUGACCGAUUGCAUUAAAAGGCAGAAAAAACUCCCUUUCGACUUGUAUAAAGUAGAAUCCAGCGAAAAGACACAUGGCGUGGCUAAGGUCAAGGUGAAAGGGCAAAGUUCUGUUCACGAGGCUUCUGGCUUACAAGAUACGGGACAUAUUCUUGAGGACGGGAAAAGUAUUUAUAAUACGACGCUGAAUAUGUCCGACUUAUCCACUGGUGUUAAUAGUUACUACAUCCUUCAAAUCAUUCAACAUGAUAAGAACUCUGAUUGUUAUGUAUUUCGGAAAUGGGGUCGAGUUGGAAAUGAAAAAAUUGGCGGGAGCAAGUUGGAGGAGAUGGACAAAUCCGAUGCAAUACUGGAAUUCAAUCGUUUGUUUCAAGAAAAGACGGGGAAUACGUGGAAUGACUGGGAAAAUAAAACGUUUCAGAAGCAACCCGGCAGAUUCUAUCCAUUGGACAUUGAUUAUGGGGUCAAAGAUUUGUCGAGGAAGAAACAGCUUAAUUUCACGAGCAGCAAACUCGCCCCUCAAUUGGUUGAACUGAUGAAGAUGCUAUUUAAUGUGGAGAAUUACAGAGCUGCUAUGAUGGAAUUUGAGAUCAAUUUGUCCGAGAUGCCGCUGGGGAAACUAAGCAAAAGCAAUAUUCAAAAAGGUUUUGAAGCCUUAACACAGAUACAGAAUUUGCUAAACAGUACUGCUCAUCCUCCCGAGGUUAAAGAGAGCCUUAUAGUCGAUGCUAGCAACAAAUUUUUCACGGUUAUCCCUUCCAUCCACCCGCACGUCAUCAAGGAUGAGGAUGACUUUAAAUCGAAGGUGAAAAUGCUCGAAGCUCUCCAAGAUAUUGAAAUAGCUUCAAAAUUGGUCGGAUUUGACAAUGAUAGCGACGAAUCUGUCGAUGAGAAGUAUGAUAAGUUACGGUGCCACAUUUCUCCUCUUCCGCGCGACAGUGAAGAUGUUAAAUUAAUUGAGAAGUAUCUCAAUACCACGCACGCUCCUACUCAUACGGAAUGGGCUCUCGAGUUGGAGGAAGUUUUUGCGCUCGAAAGAGAAGGAGAAAUGAAUAAGUACAAGCCUUACCGAUCAAAACUCAAGAACAAAAUGCUUCUAUGGCACGGUUCUCGUUUAACCAAUUUUGUCGGCAUCCUCAGCCAAGGAUUAAGAAUUGCGCCUCCAGAAGCACCAGCUACCGGCUACAUGUUUGGGAAGGGGAUUUACUUUGCUGAUUUGGUCAGUAAAAGUGCACAAUACUGUUUCACUGACCGGAACAAUCCGGUGGGAUUUAUGCUUCUAAGCGAAGUUGCGUUAGGUGAGGUUUAUGAGCUGACAAAAGCACAGUACAUGGAUAAGCCUCCCAAAGGGAAGCACUCGACCAAAGGGCUCGGCAAGAAAGUUCCACAAGAAUCUGAUUAUGUAAAAUGGAGAGAUGACGUGGUUGUGCCGUGUGGGAAACCGGUGGCGUCGAAAGUUAGGACAACUGAGCUGAUGUACAAUGAAUAUAUUGUCUACGAUACAGCUCAAGUGAAGCUGCAGUUCUUGCUGAAAGUGAGGUUCCAUCACAAGAAAUGAGGCGAAUGCGCAGACGCAUAACGAGCAAAAAACCCGUAUGUAAAUAAAGAAAACUCCCCUCUUUUGACAUUUCCCCAUGCCCUUUUGUGAAUUUGGGAAUUAGGGUUUAUAUGAUCCCAUUUUGUUGGUUUCUGGAGAUCAAUCAUCUACAAUGGCUGUUUUUGGUUAAACCCCUUCGUUAGUGAAUUUGGGAAUUAGGGCUUAUGUGAUCCAUUUUGUUGGUUUCUUGGACAUCAA
Molecule: messenger RNA, 3265 nt
Organism: Andrographis paniculata
Lineage: Eukaryota; Viridiplantae; Streptophyta; Magnoliopsida; Lamiales; Acanthaceae
Product: poly [ADP-ribose] polymerase 1
Exons: 20
Coding region: 77-3028 (983 amino acids)
Cellular component (GO): nucleus
Molecular function (GO): NAD binding; zinc ion binding; DNA binding
Source: RefSeq, a predicted model, not a curated record